UCACAUUUUGACGAUUGACACACCUCCCAUACUAAAAUACACCCCAUUCUGUCCAAAUACCACCUACCCAACAUGGCCACUAAAAGCGUGCUUAUGCUGGGUUCCGGCUUCGUGACCAGGCCGACCCUCGAUGUCCUCACGGACUCGGGCAUCAAGGUUACAGUUGCAUGCCGUACCCUCGAGUCGGCCAAGAAGCUGUCGGCCGGCGUGCAGCACUCGACGCCCAUCUCUCUCGACGUCAACGACGAGGCCGCCCUCGACGCCGAGGUGGCCAAGCACGACCUCGUCAUCAGCCUGAUCCCCUACACGUUCCACGCGACGGUGAUCAAGUCGGCCAUCAGACAGAAGAAGCACGUGGUGACGACGUCGUACGUCUCCCCGGCCAUGAUGGAGCUCGACCAGGCGGCCAAGGACGCCGGCAUCACGGUCAUGAACGAGAUCGGCCUGGACCCGGGCAUCGACCACCUGUACGCCAUCAAGACCAUCGAGGAGGUGCACGCCGCCGGCGGCAAGAUCAAGACCUUUUUGAGCUACUGCGGCGGCCUGCCCGCCCCCGAGUCGUCCGACAACCCGCUCGGCUACAAGUUCAGCUGGUCCAGCAGGGGUGUGCUGCUCGCGCUGAGGAACGCCGCCAGCUUCUACAAGGACGGUCAGGUCACCAACGUCGCCGGCCCUGAGCUCAUGGCUACCGCGAAGCCAUACUUUAUCUACCCCGGUUUCGCGUUCGUCGCCUACCCCAACCGUGACUCGACCCCGUACAAGGAGCGCUACCAGAUCCCCGAGGCGGACAACAUCGUCCGUGGUACCCUUCGCUACCAGGGCUUCCCGCAGUUCAUCAAGGUCCUCGUCGACAUUGGUUUCCUCAGCGACGAGGAGCAGCCUUUCCUCAAAGAGGCUAUCCCUUGGAAGGAGGCUACCCAGAAGAUCAUCAAGGCCUCUUCCGCUUCGGAGCAGGACAUUGUCAGCACCAUUGUGUCCAACGCCACCUUUGAGUCGACCGAGGAGCAGAAGCGCAUCGUUGCUGGUCUGAAGUGGCUCGGUAUCUUCUCCGACAAGAAGAUCACACCCAGGGGCAACGCGCUCGACACGCUGUGUGCCACGCUCGAGGAGAAGAUGCAGUUUGAGGAGGGUGAGCGUGACUUGGUGAUGCUCCAGCACAAGUUCGAGAUCGAGAACAAGGACGGCUCGAGGGAGACACGCACGUCGUCGCUGUGCGAGUACGGCGCACCCAUCGGCUCUGGUGGCUACUCAGCCAUGGCCAAGCUCGUCGGUGUCCCUUGCGCCGUGGCCGUCAAGUUGGUGCUUGACGGCACCAUCUCCGACAGGGGUGUGCUUGCGCCUAUGAACUCCAAGAUCAACGAUCCUUUGAUGAAGGAGCUCAAGGAGAAAUACGGUAUUGAGUGCAAGGAGAAGGUUAUUGAGUAAAAAAAAGGAAGGGGGAAUAAAAGUAAAACAAAAGUUGAUUUCUUGAUCAGGGAAUAAACCCCAGUGCUUGGGAAAACUAUAUCCGUAAAUGUACAUGGCAAAGGUUUUGACUGGAAACUAGACUAGAUAGUCGUAGCCGGGUUGCUAUGAAAGCACUGAACUUGAUACCAAU
Messenger RNA from Pyricularia grisea, 1597 nucleotides. RefSeq lists its product as uncharacterized. The record is from RefSeq and is a predicted model, not a curated record. The transcript has 7 exons. Lineage: Eukaryota; Fungi; Ascomycota; Sordariomycetes; Magnaporthales; Pyriculariaceae. The coding region runs from base 73 to 1425 and encodes 450 amino acids. Gene Ontology annotation, molecular function: saccharopine dehydrogenase activity. Gene Ontology annotation, cellular component: cytoplasm.